UUUUAUUUUAUUUUAUUACGAAAUCGAAAUACCUACCUGUACCUACCAACAGGGGAUCUGAAGGCUGAAGGUAUUAUUUCAUUAAAAUUAAACAUGUCUAGGAGUAUAUUGUUCUUAAGAGUCUAUAAAGACCUUAAUAAGAAAGUAAAAUCAAUUAAUAUUUUAAGAUGUGCAUCAGACUGGGUACCAAAGGAAAAAGAAACUCACACUGGUCAGAAAUGGGAUGAAGAUGAUUAUCGACUAGCACGAUUUGUUGAUCGACCAAAACAUGUUAAUCCUAAUUUUGCCAUAAGUCUUAUAGAUGAAAUUCCUCCAAAACCUUGUAAAGAGCGUGUCGUAUGGUGUGAUGGAGGAAGUGGCCCAACAGGCCAUCCAAAAGUAUAUAUUAAUCUUGAUAAACCCGGAAAUCACGCUUGUGGUUACUGCGGACUGAGGUUUUAUAAAGAAGAUCAUCAUUAACUACUACAAAAAUGUAGAAAAUCUAGCUUAUAUCUAUAUUUAAAUAUUGAAUAAAAUUGUAUAGUUCUA
Molecule: messenger RNA, 528 nt
Organism: Anoplophora glabripennis (Asian longhorned beetle)
Lineage: Eukaryota; Metazoa; Arthropoda; Insecta; Coleoptera; Cerambycidae
Gene: ND-13A
Product: probable NADH dehydrogenase [ubiquinone] iron-sulfur protein 6, mitochondrial
Exons: 3
Coding region: 94-459 (121 amino acids)
Biological process (GO): mitochondrial electron transport, NADH to ubiquinone
Source: RefSeq, a predicted model, not a curated record